CCGGAGCCUCACCUACCCUGCUCUCUGCUUCCCUCUGUCCCUGUCCCUCUCCGUGCUUACAGCUUCCAUGGCCCCCAAAAAGCCAGACCCCAAGAAGGACGACAAGGCAGCCUCCAAGGCAGCUCCCGCUCCCGCUCCGGCGCCUGCACCUGCGCCUGCGCCUGAGCCCCCCAAGGAACCUGAGUUUGAUGGCUCCAAAAUCAAGAUCGAGUUUACACCGGAGCAGAUUGAAGAGUUCAAGGAAGCCUUCACGCUGUUUGACCGCACGCCCAAGUGUGAGAUGAAGAUCACGUACGGGCAGUGCGGGGACGUCCUGCGGGCGCUGGGCCAGAACCCUACACAGGCCGAGGUGCUCCGUGUCCUAGGGAGACCAAAGCAGGAAGAGCUCAACACCAAGAUGAUGGACUUCGACACCUUCCUGCCCAUGCUCCAGCACAUCUCCAAGAACAAGGACACGGGCACCUACGAGGACUUUGUGGAGGGGCUGCGGGUCUUCGACAAGGAGGGCAAUGGCACGGUCAUGGGCGCCGAGCUUCGCCACGUGCUGGCCACGCUAGGUGAGAGGCUGACAGAAGAUGAGGUGGAGAAACUGAUGGCGGGGCAGGAAGACUCCAAUGGCUGCAUCAACUAUGAAGCCUUUGUGAAGCACAUCAUGGCCAGCUGAACCUCUCGUCCCAGGUGAGACCUCCACUCCUUUCCAAACCUGCUGCCACCUUUGCGGCCUCCGCCGACCUCAGCUGUUGUCCCCUCACGCCCCAGCUUCCAGAUCCCGCAUUGCCACCUCCCCAUCUCCACUGACUCCAGCUCUCAGUUGACGCCCCGCUGUCUCGCCCCAUCCCAUCCACUGUAACCCGUGCCCACCUUUACUCUCAGGGAGAGCCCAUGCUGGGGAUGGUUCAUCUCCCACUCAUGGUGCUGACACCAGCCACCUGGAGUUGCGGGGAGGAGGGGAGCGCAUCGAGACCCCUACAGCAGCCCCCUCCACCGGCCCUGCAGACCUCUGGGUGCCUGUCAUCUCCCCCUAUGAGCUGUGCAUCUCUGUCCUCACCCCUUGGGCCUCACGAAUAAAUGGCAUCUUUCCUUCCUU
This is a messenger RNA of Leptonychotes weddellii (Weddell seal), 1087 nucleotides long. RefSeq names its product myosin light chain 3 (gene MYL3). The record is from RefSeq and is a predicted model, not a curated record. Gene Ontology annotation, molecular function: calcium ion binding. Gene Ontology annotation, cellular component: myosin II complex. Lineage: Eukaryota; Metazoa; Chordata; Mammalia; Carnivora; Phocidae.